Molecule: messenger RNA, 1029 nt
Organism: Salpingoeca rosetta
Lineage: Eukaryota; Choanoflagellata; Craspedida; Salpingoecidae
Exons: 7
Coding region: 173-592 (139 amino acids)
Source: RefSeq, a predicted model, not a curated record
GGAAGCCGCCAUGAACGACACAUCCUCAUCAUCAUCAACCCUUCCCCAUUUCUCUCUCCUUUUCCUCUCUUCCACCUCAGCUCGGCCGUCACCGUCAUCGUCAUCAUCAUCGACUGCACAGCCGACAUCACACUCCGGCCGACGCCAGCCCUGAUCUGGCGUGAGGCAGACAAUGCACAUGUCACUCGCUCUGACGAAGAGCGUUGAGGAGGCACAUGAAGCUGUGGAACCAACGACGAUGACGAUGACGAGUGAUGGAGGGCCAUGCAUCCCGUCUCCAUCCAACCGACCAAGCAAGCAGCCGAGCGAGCGAGCAAAUGGACACGGCGUGGCAAGGGGCUGUUUGUUUUCACCGUUUCCACCAUCAACAACACCAGCAGCAACAGCUGAUGGCUGGCUGCAUUUGGAUGAACGGGCCCUCUGCCUCUGGGCCAUCUCCACCUGCUCGUCGUCGUCGUCAUUGAUCACCAGCAGCAGCGGCUGCUGCCAUGGAUGUGGAGAGGGUGUAAUGUGCGUCGAUGUGCCGUUGCCUCGCAUGACGAUGAUGAUGAUGAUGGUGGACGGUGGCCGUUCUGUUCCCAAGCCCUCAUGACACGAGCAGGGCGAUACACGCACACACAAAUGUGUGAGAAAAGAAGGCACGAGGCGGGCGUGUGCGGGUUUCCCCAACCGAAUCCCCUUCUUUUCCCAACUAAUCGUCUUUGCUCUGUGUCAUCAUCAUCAUCAGCCUUCCCCAUGUGAUGUGGAGCUGUUGAGGCUUGAUCGAGACAGCGGCCAACACAGACACGCAGGGCAAGCUGGCUCGCUGCUGCUACUGGUGCUGCUGUGAUGAUGGCCGUGCGUGUGCCUGUGUGCUGUGCACCGUGUUUGGGGCUGCGCCGAUGAAGACAAAGAAGGACACGGCCCUUGCCCACCACUCUUCCCCUUUCAUCUCCUCUUUCUGCUCCAUCAGCGAUGACGAUGGUGGCCGUGGCAUGUGAUUGCGGUUCCCUUUUGUUCUGGCUUCGCUGUGGCACGUUGGCUGGCUGG